CCGUGUUUCAGCAGAGAGGCGCGUGCAAUCGGGCCGGCCAGUAAUUUCAGGGCUGCGCCGCUCGUGAAGGCGGCGGCUGGUGUCGCCAUCUCUCCUGAAGCGGCCCAAGUCGAGACCUCGGUCUUGGCGUCAUCAUGGCCACCCCAUCCGCGUUAUCCUCCCACCGCCAGCACCCUAGUUGAACCCCAGACUUCGCCAUUGCGCCCGACCCGCUAGUAUUUCCCGCAGCCUCUGUCACUUCACUCGAAUGCGACCCUGAGCCUCGAAUCCUCGCCCCAUCCGCUGACCGCCGACAAUGCACAUUUCGAAUCGCAAGACCUUGCACAACGACUCCGCGUCGGUCUGUACCUUAUAACAGCACACCCCAGCCCUCGAGCUCGAGCACCGCCCGCCUGUCAUUUACCGCAAGAGAAUCCACCGGCCAUUCGAGUGGACUCCCAGUGUGACUUCCCGUAGCGAGCCCAUUUGCCGAAAAAAGGACGACGCAUCGCGACAUGUUUGGCCCGUGGCUUGUCAUCUUCGGAUGGCUGAAGCAGCACAUACCAAUGCGAUGGUCGGCCUUUAAGCCUCGCCUGAACUUCAUCACUAUCCAUUACAUGUACAUCGUCUCCAUGGCGCUCAUCGGCUCCGUCAUCCUCUACCCGGCCAAGGACAUGGCAUAUAUUGACGCAUUGUUCUUUGCCAGCGGUGGAGCGACUCAGAGUGGCCUGAACACCAUCGACCUCAACAGAUUGCGACUGUACCAGCAGGUCGUGCUCAUGCUACUCGCUUCUGUUUGCAACCCUAUCUUUAUAAAUACGUUCGUUGUUUUUAUCCGGCUCUACUGGUUCGAGAGACGGUUUCAGAAUGUCGUGCUCGAGGCGCGCAGUAUGCGACGAUCAAGGACUCGGUCCGUCGCCAAGAGCGAAGGGAAGCCCGACCUUGAGCGAGACAUUGGCAGAGAAGAGAACGGAGUAGGAAAUCGAGAGAUUAGAGUGUUGAGGGCUGCCGAUGGUCACGUCAAAGGCACUAGGAUCGAUGACGAGGAAGCGUUCCACGAGGGAGACAUCGCUAUAGAGGAUUCGGAUGAUGAGAGCGGCAGUGCGUCUACCCCCAGGAAAGAGAAGGAGCCUGCACCGGGAGAUGCCUCACCCAAGACCGACUAUUCCGAGAUGGUCUUACAUCGAAACAUUACCUUUGCAGACGAGGUUACGAACCCUCAAGAGCGGUUGCCUCAGAAGAACAAGGAGACGAGCAUCGCUUUCGUAGAGAACCAACGCAACCCGAAAGAUGCAACCACCUUUCGCAUUCCCGGUCCCCGAGACUAUGAUCUAGGCUUUGUUCCAGAGCGAAUCGAAGAAGGUACAGAACUAGACAGGCCGAUGACGAAUACUUCCCACGAUGGAGACUGUGGAGAACGUUUGCAGGCGAAACGCUCUCGGUCGGCUUCCAGACCUCCGGCACAGGAGAUGAAUGGUGAUGACCAUCCUUUCAAGACUCACAUCACCAUUGACGUUCCGGACGUACGUCGCCGCCCCAACGCGGGACCUUCUGCAUACAACUUCAACCGGACAAGACGGCGGUCUGAUGUGUCUGAGGAGGAGCCGCCUCCAAGUGGUCUCCACGUGCCAAACCGAUCCAGAUCAAGGACAUUCAGCAGCUUCCUUACGCGCGACAAGGAGGAAGAGGAUCCAAUGCCGUACCUGAGUUGGACCCCAACCGUGGGGAGAAAUUCUGCCUUCGUGGAUCUGACUGAAGAACAAAGAGAGGAGCUCGGCGGCAUUGAAUAUCGAGCUCUCAAGCUGCUGGCUGUCGUUCUUGUGUGCUACUUUGUAGGAUUUCACCUACUAGGCAUGAUAUGCCUGCUUCCAUGGAUUGUGAACGACGCAAAAUACUCCGCUAAACUUCGCGAUGUUGGCGUGAGCCCUGUGUGGUGGGGCUUUUUCACGCCGGCUUCCAUGUUCAACGACCUGGGAUUUACCCUCAAUCCCGAUUCUAUGGUCAUGUUCCAGCUAUGCGUCCUACCACUCCUGCUGGGGACAUUCCUCAUCAUCAUCGGAAACACGGGUUUCCCUUGUAUGCUUCGGUUCAUCAUCUGGCUCGCUUCCAAAUGCGUGCCGUACCGAAGCGGCGUUUGGGAAGAAUUCAAAUUUCUCCUCGAUCACCCACGUCGCUGCUUCACACUGUUAUUUCCAAGCAGCGCUAAUUGGUGGUUAUUUUGGGUACUCAUUCUCCUCAACGGUAUCGACUUAAUUUUUUUUAUUGUUUUAGAUCUCAACGCCCCAGCUGUCGAAGGCUUGCCCGGAGGCUUCCGGUUCCUUGAUGGCCUCUUCCAGGCUGCCUCAACUCGCACUGCAGGCUUCGCCGUCGUCAGUCUCUCUGACCUGCAUCCCGCCAUCCAGGUAUCGUACCUGAUCAUGAUGUACAUUUCAGUCUUUCCAAUCGCUAUCUCCAUGCGUAAGACCAAUGUGUACGAAGAAAAGUCCCUUGGGAUUUGGUCCGGUGAUGAAGACGAGAACACUGGACAUAGCUACUUCGGCACCCACGUACGUCGCCAAUUGUCCUUCGACUUGUGGUACGUCUUCUUGGGCUUCUUCAUCAUCGCGAUCGUGGAAGGCUCUCGCUUGCAAAACACCAACGAAUACGCCUUUACCCUCUUCUCCGUCCUUUUCGAAAUCGUCUCUGCCUACGGCACUGUCGGCCUCUCCCUCGGCUACCCCGGCACAAACGCCUCCUUCUCCGGCCAAUUUAAGCCCCUGUCCAAACUCAUCAUCAUCGCCAUGCAGAUCCGUGGCCGCCACCGCGGACUGCCGUACGCCCUCGACCGCGCCAUCCUGCUACCCUCAGAGUCCUUGCACAAGAAAGAGGACGAGGACGCCAUGAGACGUGCGAGAAGGGGGAGUAAUGUUAGUGAUUUGGGCGAUGGCGGGCUGAGUCGGACGGGGACAGGGCUGAGUAGGAGGAGCACGGCGAGCGAAAAUGGGGGUGGGUUCAGGGGCAAGUUGAGGCCAGCGGAUGUGGGGAGGUUUUUUGCGGGGGCGUUGAAUGCGGGGCCGAGCAUUCCGCGAGAGAAGAGGGCAUAGACAUGAAUCUCUAUCUAUCUGAUUAGCGAAAGGUGUUUGGCGUUGUGCCGUCUGGCUGGGUGGCUGGAUGGUGUCGGUCUGGUAUCUGUAUAGAUUCUGGUGGUUGAACGUAUAUAUCGGUGGGCUACGGCAUAUGGAAUAACGUUUAUGUGCAAACCCUACCAAAUCAUUCAGUGCACGUUUACACGUCGCAGGUAUCAUUCUCCAUCCCGUCUAUCGUUU
Molecule: messenger RNA, 3284 nt
Organism: Paraphaeosphaeria sporulosa
Lineage: Eukaryota; Fungi; Ascomycota; Dothideomycetes; Pleosporales; Didymosphaeriaceae
Product: potassium transport protein TRK1/TRK2
Exons: 7
Coding region: 495-3062 (855 amino acids)
Biological process (GO): potassium ion import across plasma membrane; intracellular potassium ion homeostasis
Cellular component (GO): plasma membrane
Molecular function (GO): high-affinity potassium ion transmembrane transporter activity
Source: RefSeq, a predicted model, not a curated record